AUGGAAGAAUGGGAGAACGGUUUGGCAAGGGGUCAGGGAGAUGUUGACUUGGCAGAAAAGAAGGGUCACCGGAUGAAACGACAGAUUGAUGUCUGGGGAAGCUGGGGUGAAUGGGGCAGAUGCAGUCGGAGCUGUGGCGGUGGAGUCAGCUUUCGGCAGCGGCACUGCUACUCCCAGAGGACAGAAGGCGCUUCCAGUUGCCUUGGGCCAACUCGAAGCUAUCGCUCAUGCAACAUUCAGAGCUGCCCAGAAGGCUUCCGGGACUUCCGGGCAGAGCAAUGUGCAGAGUUUGAUGGGACAGAAUUCCAAGGAAAGAAAUACAAGUGGCUUCCCUAUUAUGGAGCACCUAAUAAGUGUGAGUUAAACUGUAUUCCCAAUGGAGAGAACUUCUACUACAGGCACAAAGCAGCAGUGGUAGAUGGGACUACCUGUGAACCUGGGAAACGGGACAUCUGUGUAGAGGGAGUUUGUCGGGCCGUUGGCUGUGAUAACAUGCUAGAAUCUGCCAAGAAGGAGGACAAGUGCCUGCAGUGUGGAGGAGAUGGCAGCACCUGCUACAAUGUGAAGGGCAUUUUUGAUGUGCCCAGCCUUCCCAAAGGUUACAAUCAAAUCUUCGUCAUCCCUGUGGGAGCCACAAGCAUCCAAAUUAAGGAGGUUAAGCCCAGCAGGAACUUCCUGGCUGUCAAGAAUGUGAGAGGGGACUAUUACCUGAAUGGGCAUUGGACAAUCGACUUCAGCCGAGCACUGCAGGUAGCUAGCACAGUUAUGCACUAUGAACGUGGCUCGGAGGGUGACCUGGCCCCAGAGCUCCUCCAUGCCCGGGGUCCCACAACAGAGCCCCUUGUUAUUGAGCUCAUCAGCCAGGAGCCAAACCCAGGGGUACAGUAUGAGUACUACCUGCCUGUGCAGGGUCAGGCCUCAGGUUACAGCUGGAGCUAUGGCUCCUGGAGUGAAUGCAGUUCUGAGUGUGGAGGAGGUUUCCAGUCCCGUUUGGUGUUUUGUACCAUAGACAAUGAAAUUUAUCCAGACUAUAUGUGCAGGGGCAAACCACGACCACACAAUAACCGGACGUGUGGCCAUCAGACUUGUCCCCAGACAAAACGGACUUCUUACGUCUAUCUGCCUCAAGCCUGGCACCAUGGUGGAGCACGGAGCUCUCGGACGAAAAGGUGGAAAACCGGGGAGUGGGGACCCUGUUCAGCUACCUGUGGUGGGGGCACCCAGACUCGCUCUGUUUAUUGUGUGGCAUUUGAUGGCCAGAGCUCCCAGGCAGUGGUGGAUAACGCUGAAUGCAUGGCAUUCGCACAGCAGCCUCGCAGCAGUCAGCCCUGCAACAUGAGACAGUGUGCCACCUGGAGCACAGGGCCCUGGUCAGAGUGCUCAGCCAGCUGUGGAGAAGGCGUCCAGACCCGGACCGUCACCUGCAGAACUCCACAGGGCUCUCACGCCCAGGACUUUUCUUGCCUAAUGGAGCCAAAGCCAUUGGCCACUCAGCCCUGCCUUAAGGAGAACUGCAUCCAGGAAAUUGGCUGGCAUGUGGGAGACUGGGGCUUGUGUUCGAAGAGCUGCAGUUCAGGCAUCCGGACACGCCAAGUCAUCUGCGCUGACAGUGACUCCAAGUUCUACAGCCCUGAGACCUGCAAAGCCAUCCAGCCACAGAAACCAGCCACCCUGGGUAGCUGCAACACGCAGCCCUGCUACCUGCCACAGCAGGUCCCCAGUAUGCAGAACACUAUGGGAUAUGAUGUCACUCGCCAGUCCUUGCUUACACGUUACAACCCAAACAGCCCUGCCACAGAUUCUGGUGAUGAAAGGAUACUCCCUGGGAGCUCCGUGAUCCUUAGUACCUCUGGGAACCACCACAUCCCAUCCAACAAGGAUGAUGGCAUCAACUUGUUGCCUGUUCGGCAGGACUCCCAGUCCCACUCAUUGAGUUCCCACCAGAUCAGCUUCUCUGAGGAUCCCUCUGCAGGGACUGGCUCUCAGCACUGUCAUCGGAGCCCAUAUGGCUGCUGUCCAGAUGGACGCACUCCAGCUUCAGGCCCUCUGGGGAGAGGCUGCCCCUUCAGCACCUGCCACCAAAACAGGUACGGAUGCUGUCCUGAUGGAGUAUCAGCUGCCCAGGGCCCGAACAACAUGGGAUGCCCACAAUACGUUCAAGUGAGCAGAAAUCAGGCCACUACAGCCUCUCCAAUGGCAAGCCAAGCCUCGUCCCAGCAGCACCCCUCAGGCGAGUGCCGCAGUUCCAUGUACGGCUGCUGUUUUGACAACGUCGCUUCAGCUUCAGGUCCUGAAGGGGAAGGAUGUCUCAAUAGGCCCAGCUACCCAUACCCUGGCAUGUGCCUGCUACCCAGUGCCCAUGGCUCCUGUGCAAACUGGACCACUCGCUGGUACUUCGUGGCUGUUGUUGGCAAGUGCAACCUGUUUUGGUAUGGUGGCUGUCACGGCAAUAAAAACAGCUUUGUCUCAGAGGAGGAGUGCAUGAGAUCCUGCCACAGCUCAGUGGGGGCCAGUUCUGUGGAGCACCAGCCACCUUCUGAUGUGGGAGCCCUGCAACACCUGCAAACUAGCUCCUACUCCCGUACAUGGGAUGCACAGGGACAGCAGCAGCCACCCCAGAGAGAGCCUACGAGUCACGGACAAGAAGGAAGAACUUAUGGGGCUUCAUAUCUCACACAAGACAGCCACAGACAGGACAGCUGGAGAAGUGAGAUGCUGCCAGGAUCUUUGUCAAGGAAUGGGGCACUGGAGAGGCCUCACUGGGGCACCCAGCGAAGCCGAUCAGGCAGCCUGAGCCAGCUGCACGCACGGGAAACAGCCCUGCCUGGGCUCUCAGAGAGACAGAGCAGCAGAGGCCAGCAGAUACUGCCCAGUGAAGGCAAGCAGAGGCAAACAUCUUUGGUAACAGAUGUUUCCACGACAGAGGGACACCAGGCAUCUGCAGACUCCUUCCCAGUGCGGGCUCUGCACAGAGCCAUCCUGGAGGAAGCCAAGCCCUCUCUUGUGACAGCAGCUGCGGGACAAAACAUCCAGCUGGUUUGCAAGACAGGCUUGUCCCCCUUCUCCAGAGUGGAGUGGAUGAAGGAUGGCCGACCAGUCUCCUCUGGCAGGCACACCUACCAGUCUGACAGCUCCUUAGUGAUCAGCCACAUCAAGCUGGAGGAUGCUGGGACUUACUCGUGCCACAUUUCUGAUGCGAGGACAGAGAGCCGACAGAUUUGGUUACAGGUCAUAGAGUACCAGAGCACUGUUCUGGCAGAGGGUGAGAGAGGUCAGCUCCUUCACAAGGGAAGCCAGCAGCAUCAAGAGCUAUCCAGAGGCGGGAAGGUUGCACAGGCAGCCACUUCCUCUGUGCAUCAGCAACUCACCUACAGGUUGAGAAUGGAUAAGAGCGAGCCCUCAGUAGUGGAGGCCAGCAUCGGGGAGAGAGUCAGACUGCCCUGCACAGUGGAAGCAUCGCCAGCUCUCACCAUUGAGUGGCAGAAAGAUGGGCAGCCCCUCUCAUCUCCCAGACACCGGCAGCAGUCAGAUGGGGCCCUGGUGAUCAGCCGUGUCAGCUCAGAAGAUGUUGGCUUCUUCACCUGCAUCGCCUCAAAUGGGCGCGACCAGGACCAGCGCCAUGUCCUAGUCCGACCUCUAGGAGAGCUGAGGAUCACCGGUCUUCUGCCAAGCAUCACAGUACCUGAGGGAGGAACUGCUCAGCUUCACUGUACAGUGACUGGCAGCAAUGUGAAUAUAAGGUGGUCAAGGAAUGGAGUUCCCAUGCGGGCAGAUGGCCACCGCAUCUACCUGUCCCAUGAUGGAAGCCUGAUCAUAAGCAAUGUUCAGGAGGCUGACGAGGGAUCCUACACGUGUAAUGCCUACAGCAGCAGCAGUUCUGUCAGUGCCAGCACAGAGGUGAAGGUGCUAAGGAGCAGGCCUAGUACCACUGUGAAUCGUGUUGUGGAUGUGAGCAGAGAGUGUGUGGACCAGCCACACCUUGCCAACUGUGACCUGAUCCUGCAGGCCCAGCUCUGCAGUAAUGAAUACUACUCCAGCUUCUGCUGUGCCAGCUGCUCUCGGUACCACUCACAGGCCAUCCCUCCUCGUCACCGUGGGUGA
Indicator indicator is the source of this 4101-nucleotide messenger RNA. It is a transcript of the gene PAPLN, whose product is annotated as papilin, proteoglycan like sulfated glycoprotein. Gene Ontology annotation, molecular function: serine-type endopeptidase inhibitor activity; metalloendopeptidase activity. The record is from RefSeq and is a predicted model, not a curated record. The transcript has 27 exons. Gene Ontology annotation, biological process: extracellular matrix organization. NCBI's taxonomy places the organism in Eukaryota, Metazoa, Chordata, Aves, Piciformes, Indicatoridae. Gene Ontology annotation, cellular component: extracellular matrix. The coding region runs from base 1 to 4101 and encodes 1366 amino acids.